UUCCUAGCUGUUGAAUUCUCUGGAGAAGUAAAAGCUAGUCACAGAGGAAUUUGCGGAUUUUACGGGCAUCGAAUCGGCUUGGUGAUCAGAGACGAUGAAGCACAGUGAUUCCAAUUCCUGUGCAUUUCAUCACCAUUUCACCUGAUUUUCAGUUUCCAGAAGAUUCAGUUCUCUCGAAAUCCUUGCACUUUCUUUUGGUAAGUUUCUUUGGCAUGGGAGAAACCCUAGCACUUGAUGCCUACAGAGAAUCCGGUGAGUUGGGGAUUGGCUUAUGCAUUGAGUUUGCUUAUGGAGGUUAUUGAGUUUGGAAUAUUAGGUUGGAGAACCUGUUUGAGUGGGGAAACUGAGUUUCCUAGUUUUUCAGUUUUGAGGUGACAUUACUCAAAGCUGAAGUUUGGGACUAUUUGGUCAAAUGGAUUGUCCAAAGAGUGUGAUGAAGGCUUUGACAGAUUAAAGUGUGAUUAUUCAGACAAGGGGCAGUACAGAUAAUCAGAGAGAAAGAUGUCAGUUGCUAGUGUGGCACUUAGCCCGGUUCUGGAAGAGUCAUUGAAUUUCCCUGGGAAGUUCUCCCACCACUAUGGUCCUCACUUGAACAAUUCGAUCCUGAUUUACAUCAGUGUUGCUGGGUCUGUGAUUCCCAUGCGCAUUAUGGAGUCAGAUUCAAUUGCGUUUGUGAAGCUGAAGAUACAGAUAUAUAAAGGGUUCUUUGUCAGAAAGCAGAAACUAGUCUUUGAUGGGAGAGAACUAGCUCGGAACAAUUCUCGUGUUCAAGACUAUGGGGUAACUGAUGGAAAUGUGUUGCACCUUGUCCUGAGGCUUUCAGAUCUUCAAGCUAUCACUGUCCGAACUGCUUGUGGGAAGGAAUUUGAGUUCCAUGUAGAGAGGAGCAGAAACGUAAGGUAUGUGAAGCAGCAGAUUGUGAAGAAGGGGAAAGGCUUUGUCAAUCUGGAGGAUCAAGAGCUAGUAUGCGAUGGCGAAGAGCUUGAAGAUCAGAGACUCGUCCAUGACAUUUGUAGGAAGAACAGUGACGCUGUUAUCCAUCUGCUGGUCUGCAGAUCUGCUAAAGUGAGGGCCAAACCUGUUGAGAAGCACUUUGAAGGGCUUAUUGAUGCAUCAGAUUUGAAUGAGCUUGCUAGUGCAGAUGGUGAAUAUCAGUCUAGGGACAUGUUGAAACCCAAUGUCGUGGAGAGUAGACCACUGCCAAAAGAUUUCCUAUUGGAGCCUUUCUUCGUUAAUCAAGAUAAUGAACUGCCAUUUGUGUUAAAAGAGCUAAUUGAAUCUACUUUCCAAGGAUUGGAGGGAGGCAAUGAGCCAAUACGGUCUUCAGAGGGAUCGGGAGGAGCUUACCUCAUGCAUGAUUUUUCUGGCCUGGAGUUUGUAUCGGUUUUUAAGCCUAUUGAUGAAGAACCAAUGGCAGUGAAUAAUCCCAAGGGACUUCCCUUGUCACUAGAUGGUCAAGGGAUGAAAAAGGGAACGCGUGUUGGAGAGGGUGCACUGAGAGAAGUUGCAGCUUACAUCUUGGACCACCCAGCGGUUCACAAUUCGGAGAAGGGCUUUGCUGGGGUUCCGCCCACUGUUAUGGUGAAGUGUAUGCAUAGAGAAUUCAAUUAUCCAGAAGGUUAUGAGUACACAAACAAGAAUUUUAAGAUAGGAUCACUACAGAUGUUCAUGAAGAACAUAGGAAGUUGUGAGGAUAUGGGACCCCGAGCGUUUCCAGUGGAUGAGGUCCACAAGAUUUCAGUCUUGGACAUAAGGUUGGCAAAUGCGGAUAGGCAUGCAGGCAACAUAUUGGUCAGCAGGGAUGGUGAAGAUGGACGUAUCGUGCUUAUUCCUAUUGAUCAUGGAUACUGUCUGCCUGAAAAUUUUGAAGAUUGCACAUUUGAGUGGCUCUACUGGCCCCAAGCUCAGCAGCCUUACUCUCCCGAAACUAUGGACUACAUCAAGUCACUGGAUGCUGAACAAGACAUUCAACUCUUGAAGUUUCAUGGUUGGGACUUGCCAAUUGAGUGUGCUCGUACCUUGCGCAUCUCUACUAUGCUUUUGAAGAAAGGUGUGGAGAGAGGGCUUACUCCUUUCUCCAUUGGAAGCAUGAUGUGUCGGGAAACUCUUAGCAAGGAGUCUGUGAUUGAGCGGAUUGUCAAAGAAGCAGAGGAAAGUGUGCUUCCUGGAGCUAGUGAAGGUUCAUUUCUUGAAUCUGUCUCUGUGCUUAUGGAUCGCUACCUCGAUAGACUUUCAAAUGAAGGCCAUUGAGUGGCUUGUACGUUAUGUAGUAUGUACUAGUGUGUGCAUGCUUGGAUGAAUUGACGGAAGUCCCUCUCCUGAACUGACCUGCUCUUGUGCAAUAUUUGCUAAUGCUUGGACUAUAUGCUUGGUCACUUGCAUCAUUCUCUGGUGCAUCGAUUUACUUGGUGUCCAAGACAACCUGAGACUGCCACUUUGGCCAGACAGGGUAAAAACACUAUGUGCUCUUUUGGGUUUUACAAGAAGAAUGGUUUGAGCAUUGGCAAUAUGAAAUCGAUCUCCAUGCAAUUC
This is a messenger RNA of Rhodamnia argentea, 2532 nucleotides long. RefSeq names its product phosphatidylinositol 4-kinase gamma 3. The coding region runs from base 502 to 2250 and encodes 582 amino acids. NCBI's taxonomy places the organism in Eukaryota, Viridiplantae, Streptophyta, Magnoliopsida, Myrtales, Myrtaceae. The transcript is spliced from 3 exons. Gene Ontology annotation, molecular function: protein binding. The record is from RefSeq and is a predicted model, not a curated record.